Molecule: messenger RNA, 3061 nt
Organism: Jaculus jaculus (lesser Egyptian jerboa)
Lineage: Eukaryota; Metazoa; Chordata; Mammalia; Rodentia; Dipodidae
Gene: Dvl1
Product: dishevelled segment polarity protein 1
Exons: 15
Coding region: 45-2135 (696 amino acids)
Biological process (GO): canonical Wnt signaling pathway; intracellular signal transduction
Cellular component (GO): cytosol
Molecular function (GO): frizzled binding
Source: RefSeq, a predicted model, not a curated record
CUAACACCGCGCGGUCCCCGCGCCGCCGCCGCCGCCGCCUCGCCAUGGCGGAGACCAAGAUCAUCUACCACAUGGACGAGGAGGAGACGCCGUACCUGGUCAAGCUGCCGGUGGCCCCGGAGCGCGUCACGCUGGCUGACUUCAAGAACGUGCUCAGCAACCGGCCCGUGCACGCCUACAAAUUCUUCUUCAAGUCUAUGGACCAGGACUUCGGGGUGGUGAAGGAGGAAAUCUUUGAUGACAACGCCAAGCUGCCCUGCUUCAAUGGCCGUGUGGUUUCCUGGCUGGUCCUGGCUGAAGGCACUCACUCAGAUGCAGGGUCCCAGGGCACUGACAGCCACACAGACCUGCCCCCACCACUUGAGAGGACUGGUGGCAUUGGGGACUCCAGGCCCCCCUCUUUCCAUCCAAAUGUGGCCAGUAGCCGUGAUGGGAUGGACAAUGAGACCGGCACGGAGUCCAUGGUCAGUCACCGACGGGAGCGAGCCCGACGUCGGAACCGUGAGGAGGCUGCUCGGACCAAUGGGCACCCAAGGGGGGACCGGCGGCGGGACCUGGGGCUGCCCCCAGACAGUGCAUCCACUGUGCUGAGCAGUGAACUGGAGUCCAGCAGCUUUAUCGACUCAGAUGAGGAGGACAACACUAGCCGGCUGAGCAGCUCCACGGAACAGAGCACUUCCUCCCGACUCAUUCGGAAGCACAAGCGCCGGAGGCGGAAGCAGCGGUUAAGGCAGACUGAUCGGGCCUCCUCCUUCAGCAGCAUCACUGACUCCACCAUGUCCCUGAACAUCAUCACUGUCACGCUCAACAUGGAGAGGCACCACUUCCUGGGCAUCAGCAUCGUGGGCCAGAGCAAUGACCGUGGUGAUGGUGGCAUCUACAUCGGAUCCAUCAUGAAAGGCGGGGCUGUGGCUGCCGAUGGCCGCAUCGAGCCAGGCGACAUGUUGCUGCAGGUGAAUGAUGUCAACUUCGAGAACAUGAGCAAUGAUGAUGCUGUGCGAGUGCUGCGGGAGAUCGUAUCCCAGACUGGACCCAUCAGCCUCACAGUGGCCAAGUGCUGGGACCCAACCCCCCGGAGCUACUUCACCAUCCCAAGGGCUGAUCCGGUGCGGCCCAUCGAUCCGGCUGCCUGGCUGUCCCACACUGCGGCGCUGACGGGUGCUUUGCCCCGCUAUGGUACGAGUCCCUGCUCCAGCGCCAUCACACGCACCAGCUCCUCCUCACUAACCAGCUCAGUGCCUGGCGCUCCACAGCUGGACGAGGCACCACUGACAGUGAAGAGUGACAUGAGCGCCGUUGUCCGAGUCAUGCAACUACCGGACUCAGGACUGGAGAUCCGUGACCGCAUGUGGCUUAAGAUCACCAUUGCCAAUGCCGUCAUCGGGGCCGAUGUGGUGGACUGGCUGUACACACAUGUGGAAGGCUUCAAGGAGCGGCGUGAGGCAAGGAAGUAUGCCAGCAGUAUGCUAAAGCAUGGCUUCCUGCGCCACACAGUCAACAAGAUCACUUUCUCUGAGCAGUGUUACUAUGUCUUCGGGGACCUGUGCAGCAACCUUGCAGCCCUGAACCUCAACAGUGGCUCCAGUGGAGCCUCAGAUCAGGACACCCUCGCCCCACUUCCCCACCCAUCGGCACCCUGGCCCCUGGGCCAGGGCUACCCUUACCAGUACCCAGGGCCCCCGCCCUGCUUCCCACCUGCCUACCAGGACCCUGGCUUCAGCUAUGGCAGCGGCAGCGCCGGAAGUCAGCAGAGUGAAGGGAGCAAGAGCAGUGGGUCCACGAGGAGCAGCCAUCGGGCCCCAGGUCGAGAGAAGGAGCGUCGGGCGGCUGGAGCUGGGGGCAGUGGCAGUGAAUCAGAUCACACAGUACCAAGCGGGUCCGGUAGUACUGGCUGGCGGGAGCGUCCUGUCAGCCAGCUUAGCCGUGGCAGCAGCCCUUGGAGCCAGACCUCCGCAGUUGCCCCAGGGCUCCCUCCACUGCACCCUCUGACAAAGGCCUAUGCAGUGGUGGGUGGGCCACCUGGGGGGCCACCUGUCCGAGAGCUGGCUGCUGUCCCCCCAGAACUUACAGGCAGCCGCCAAUCCUUUCAGAAGGCCAUGGGGAACCCCUGUGAGUUUUUUGUGGACAUCAUGUGACCAGCAGCCAGUGCCUUCAGCCCUACCUGUGGUGGGAGCUGGUGGUCCUGCUUUGCCAAGAGCUAUAUGGGUUUGCCUUAGAGGCAGCCAGCCAGGAUAGGCCAGUUGUGGUGUCUGGGCCAGGGCACUGGGAGCAGGCAGGAGAGGAGGGCUGAGGGCAGCCACACCACCAGGAUCUGGGCUUGGCACCCUGCCUGCUUCUGGGGUCUCCUGACAGUGGAGAAGCUUGAAUCCCUGCAGAACCUUGUGAGGGGACAUCUCUGUCCUCAGGUAGGUCCUCAGCAUGAUUCUCAGGGAUACCCUGGCUCCUCCUUUAGAGGUGACCCCCUUUUAGGAUGAAGAAGGCUCUCUUGAGCUUCAUGUGCCCCCCCUCCCAGAACUGUGCACAAGUCACAGACUGAUCCCAUUCAGUUCAUGAGCUUCACCCAUUAGGCCCAGGUGGGAGGUAUUGAGGGAACGGGACAAAGCCCCUAGGCCUCUCUGGCUGCCCAGGUGGGGUCUAACUUAUUUAUUUAUUGCUAGUUUGCCUGUCUGGGGGUGACAGCCAGUCACCCAGCAGGGGCAGGUUGCAUGGCCCUCCCCUCCUGGUACUCAGCAAAUGGGAACACAGGCUGUACUGAAAGUGUGUGGAAGAUGUUCAGUGGGGGAGAUAGGGAAAUGGCCAGGCAGCUGCACACCAUGCCAUGGCCUCAGUGGAGGGGUGGUGAUGCACCUCUUUGGCUGCAGAGAUGGGGUUCUUUCCUUGCUGUUCUGGUGGCUGCCCACUUGCACGUGUCGCUGCCUUCCUGACAUGGUGGCCCUUUAUGUCUGCACUGUAGAUAGUGUGUCAAAGUCUGAGCGUCUGGGUAGUUCAUAUAGAGCUGCUUUUGUGUAAAUGCUGCUUCUGUGUAAAUGCUAUUUUAAACACUAAAAAGCGUUUAAUUUUA